GAGGUGCCAGGCCCUGGCGGCUCCGGUCUCCUUCCUGGUCCUGCGGGCCGGGACCGUCCGCGGGGCUGCGGGAGGGGGCCCGCGCCUGCCGUUCGCCCAGCCGCUCCGCCCGGCCUGGCCCAUGGCCCUGGUCACCGUGAGCCGCUCGCCCCCGGCCAGCGGCCACUCCACGCCCGUGGGGCUCGCGGGCGCCGCCGUCAGGGGCCGAGGCCGGCUGCAGCGCAGGCAGAGCUUUGCAGUGCUCCGUGGGGCUGUCCUGGGACUACAGGAUGGAGGGGACAAUGGUGACGGGGUUGAGGCUGGCUCUGAGCCAGUGGACGCCGCCCCUGGUGAGGAACCACCCCACAGUGACCAGACGGACGGGCAGGGGGCCCAGAGUCCCUGGAAACAGGUGCAAAGGCAGCACCUGCACCUCAUGGUGGAGAUGCUGAGGCCCCAGGAUGACAUCCGCCUGGCAGCCCAGCUGGAGGCAGCCCGACCCCCUCGGCUCCGCUACCUACUGGUGGUCUCCUCAGGAGAAUGUCUAAGCCAGGAGGAGACGGUGCUCCUGGGGGUGGACUUCCCUGAUAGCAGCUCCCCCAGCUGCACCCUGGGCCUGGUCUUACCCCUCUGGAGUGACACUCAAGUGUACCUAGACGGAGACGGGGGCUUCAGUGUGACAUCUGGUGGGCAGAGCCGAAUCUUCAAGCCCAUCUCCAUCCAGACCAUGUGGGCCACGCUCCAGGUGUUGCACCAGGCAUGCGAGGCGGCUCUUGGCAGUGGCCUUGUGCCUGGUGGCAGUGCCCUUGCCUGGGCUGCCCAGUACCAGGAGAAACUGAACUCGGACCAGAGCUGCCUCAACGAGUGGACGGCCAUGGCUGACCUAGAGUCCCUGCGGCCCCCUACGGCUGAGUCUGGCCAGUCAGUGCCCUCAGAACAGGAGCAGAUGGAGCAGGCCAUCCGGGCUGAGCUGUGGCAGGUGUUGGACUCCAGUGACCUAGAGACCAUCACUUCCAAAGAGAUCCGCCAGGCCCUGGAGCUGCGCCUAGGCUGCCCUCUCCAACAGUACCGCGAUUUCAUCGACAAUCAGAUGCUCCUGCUCAUGGCCCAGCAGGACCGGGCUUCCAGAAUCUUCCCUCACCUUUACCUGGGCUCUGAGUGGAAUGCAGCCAACCUGGAGGAGCUGCAGAGAAACAGGGUAAGCCACAUCCUGAACAUGGCCCGGGAGAUUGACAACUUCUACCCCGAGCGCUUCACCUACCACAACGUGCGCCUGUGGGAUGAGGAAUCAGCCCAGCUGCUGCCGCACUGGAAGGAGACGCACAACUUCAUUGAGGAGGCGAGAGCGCAGGGCACCCGGGUGCUGGUCCACUGCAAGAUGGGUGUCAGUCGCUCGGCCGCCACGGUGGUGGCCUAUGCCAUGAAGCAGUAUGGCUGGGGCCUGGAGAAGGCUCUUCUCCACGUGCAGGGGCUCCGGCCCAUCGCCCGGCCCAACCCCGGCUUCCUGCGCCAGCUGCAAACCUACCAGGGCAUUCUGACUGCCAGCCGGCAGAGCCAUGUCUGGGAGCAGAAAGUGGGUGGGGCCUCCGCAGAGCCGCCCCUGGCCCCCGAAGUCUGCACCCCCUACCCACCUCUCCCACCAGAACCAGGGGGCACCGGGGAGGUGAAGGUUAUGGAUUUGGAGGAAAGUCCAGUGGGCCCCAAAGAAGAGCCUGGGCUGCGGCCCCGGAUCAACCUCCGGGGGGUCAUGCGCUCCAUCAGCCUCCUGGAGCCCUCGGAGCUGGAGCCAGAUAGUGUCCAGGAGGCUGCUGACCUGCCAGAGGUUUUCUCUUCCCACGAGUCUUCAGAUGAAGAGGGAACUCAGCUCUCAAGAGCUAAGGGAGGCCACCGGCUCCGCAAGGGGCCUUGGCCUGCCCUGAAGUCUCGCCAGUCUGUGGUGGCCCUGCAGAGCGCUGCCCUCGUAGCCAGCCGGACCCGGGCCUUCCAGGAGCAGGGAGAGGACAGCAUGUGCUCCACGCCCAGACUUUGGAAGGUGGUGAGACAGACCAGCGUGGAUGACAGCCAGGAGGAAGGCCAGGCCUGAGCCCUCCCUUUAGUGUACCCCUAGACACUAAAUAGACUUGGACAGGCACCCCACAUGCCUGGGGACCACAUGCUCCUUAGCCCUCUCAGCCCUCCCAAGACCUGUCACCGCAGCCUCAGGACUGAGACCCGCCUCCACUGUCAAGGGCUCAAGACUUUAAGGGGGAUGUGGGUAGUGACUGAAGGUGCCUUCUGGGGUGACAAUACCCCCAUGUUCAUUUUCAACUCACCCUAAAAUGCUCACCUGCAGCCAUGGAAUCAAACCCAGAGUUUUCAGGGCAGAUUUUCUGUCUCAAGCUCUCCACCAUGGUCCACCGUCCCCGGCUCCACCUCUCCUGCCUUCCCCACUGUGCUGCUAGAGGCUCUUGGUCAGGGAACAAUGUCCCAAAGGAACCCUAGUCCCCCUGCCCCGGGGACUGGCAGGCCACCUGCCCUGUACACCUCACACCUGGCCUAGAGUCUCCCCCGGUGCCCCCUACAUUCCUCCCUCUUCUACCCCCACCCACCCUCCUCUCAUGGCCCUCACUGAGUCACAGGGCGCCAGGCCAAAAGAAGUCUUUUGCUCCGCGGCCAGUCACUUUUUCAUAGUCUUAUAGUAUGUGGCUUUGUACUGAGAAAUAAAAACAUUGUUAUUUUCCA
Dipodomys spectabilis (banner-tailed kangaroo rat) is the source of this 2700-nucleotide messenger RNA. RefSeq names its product slingshot protein phosphatase 3 (gene Ssh3). The record is from RefSeq and is a predicted model, not a curated record. The coding region runs from base 122 to 2062 and encodes 646 amino acids. Gene Ontology annotation, cellular component: cytoplasm. The transcript has 14 exons. Gene Ontology annotation, biological process: actin cytoskeleton organization; protein dephosphorylation; negative regulation of actin filament polymerization. Lineage: Eukaryota; Metazoa; Chordata; Mammalia; Rodentia; Heteromyidae. Gene Ontology annotation, molecular function: protein tyrosine/serine/threonine phosphatase activity; actin binding.